Vigna radiata var. radiata (mung bean) is the source of this 720-nucleotide messenger RNA. RefSeq names its product pentatricopeptide repeat-containing protein At1g02370, mitochondrial-like. The record is from RefSeq and is a predicted model, not a curated record. Gene Ontology annotation, cellular component: mitochondrion. Bases 202 to 720 code for a protein of 172 amino acids. The transcript is spliced from 3 exons. Gene Ontology annotation, molecular function: protein binding. NCBI's taxonomy places the organism in Eukaryota, Viridiplantae, Streptophyta, Magnoliopsida, Fabales, Fabaceae.
CAUCAUACCAACUUUUCUUAUUUCUCCUCACUCUUCAGUUAGAGUACACAAUAUUGUUACCGGUCACCUGUGGUUUCAAGGGACAAUCGACACGACGCCGUAUAGCGGGUUUCGAUAAACCCUAACAAAACCUACUCUGGAAUCGAUCAACAACAAAAAUAGCACCCGCACCAGCUGUGGCACGACCCCAGAUCAACGGAGAUGAAUCACGGUCGGCUGAUUUCUGGUGGAGGAUGGCUACUCCGGCGACUUUGCACGGCGGCUGAUAGGCCAUCAAAAAGUCCAAACCUCUAUCGAAUGUUAUCGGCGUUGGGCAGGACUGGAGGAAGCCUGUCGGAAACUUUGGACAACCAUGUAAUGCAAGGCAAAGCCAUAAAAAAAGGAGAACUCGAAAGAUGUGUCGAAGAGUUCCGAAGGUAUCACAGAUUUCAGCAUGCACUCGAGAUAAUUGAAUGGAUGGAGACGAGGAAAAUUAACCCUUCCUGGAAUAAUUAUGCAGUGCAAUUAGAUCUUGUGUCCAAGACCAAAGGGGUGGUUGCGGCUGAAGAGUUUUUCAAUGGUCUUCCUCCUCCAGCCAAGAACAAGUAUACGUAUGGUGCUCUCUUGAACUGUUACUGCAAGGAACUAAUGAAAGACAAGGCAUUGACCAAAGCGUCUCCUAAAACUGAUCCAAGAUUGAAGGAAGAUGAUUCUCAAAACUAUCGUGCGCAGGAGAACUAG